CGCAGGGGCUCCCUUCCGCGGUGUGAGGCCGGCCCGGCGUGACCCUCGCCUGACCCAGGUGAGAUCCUGCGCCGGGGAGAGCCGGCCGGGCGCCGCCGUCUCCCGACGGCCGCCGUGGGGCCUGCGCGGCCCUCCGGCGAGCCCGACUCCGGGUCUCCGGCGCCUGCGCCCCUCGCGCCCCGCCGAACCCGCGUCGUGUCCGUGCUCCGGCCGCGGCGGGGUUGCGGCCGUUGGCCUCGGGCCCCGCGCCCCCUGCGCCUUCGGGGCUCCGGUGUAGCCUGUCCGGCGGGAGAGCCGCCGCCUGCGCUGCGGUGCGGGCCCCAGGAGGACCGGCCCGGAUCCCGCCGCGUUCCCGCGCUCGGGGUGCCCGCAACCACGGGGCUUGAGCCUCUCUCCGGGAUCCCAGCGCGCCGCGGGGCCUGCGCUGCGGGCUCGAGGCCCUUCUCGUCCUUACCGUCCACGUCUCAGGACACCCGGCCAGUUCGACGUCGCUUCUCCUCUGCGGAGUUCCCUCUCUCCGUCUUUCUGCUGCUGCCUUAAGACUUUCUGAUUUCUGGCCUGGGUUACUGUAACCUUUCUCCUGGUUUCCAGCCUUGCCCCGACGUGGGCCCGGGAGAAGUCUUUGUAAAGUGGGUAGCUGGCCAUGUUCCUCCUAAGCACUGAAUUCUUAAAAGUCAAUUUUUGGGGAUAAAAUUAAGACUUUUGGGGCAGACGUAGGAGGGUCUGGGCUCGUGCUCGGCCUCUGCAGGCCCCCGUCCACCUUCUCUUCCGCGCACUGAGCUCGGCUCUGGGCGCGUUUGCCUCGCUGGGCUUCUGAAAGGCUCCUGCACUCUGCCUGGAAGGGCUCGGCUCUGCAGGUGCCUCCUCCGGGACUGACAUCCUUGCUGAGUUCUGCUCCACUGUCCACCUCGUUGGCCUCAUCCUGAGACUGCUCCUGCUUUUUGUUGUGCAGCUGUGCUGGGAGCAGUGGGAGCCGUUUGCUUCCUAGCUUAUGUUCUGGUGGGAGAGAGACAGUUGCUCCUGGAAGUUCCGCGAGAUGCUCCCUGCAAAGCUGUCCUUGCUUCUGUUUGGUCUGAGUUGUUGCUGGAGGUGGAAGCUUGGCGAUUUGCCUCCCUUCUUCCCAUGGAGGACAGAGGUGUAACGGCCUUUGAAGAGGACCAGAGAUGCCUCUCCCAGAGCCUCCCUUUGCCAGUGCCCACAGACGGCCCAGCUGCUCAGACCCCUGUGGAGCCCAGCAAGUCGUUUUCCUCAGCCCACAGACAACUGGGCAGAAGGAAUGGGCUUUCCAGACUCUGCCAGAGCAGGAUGACGCUCUCCGAAGACAGAUGGAGCUCCUACUGUCUAUCAUCACUGGCUGCCCAAAAUAUUUGUACAAGUAAAGUGCACUGCCCUGCUGCCCCUGAGCACACGGACCCAGCCGGUCCCCAGGGCAGUGUGUCCUGUUGCUCCCUGCUGCGGGGACUGUCUUCAGGGUGGUCCUCACCCCUGCUUCCGGCCCCCGUGUGCAACCCUAACAAGGCCAUCUUCACCGUGGACGCCAAGACCACAGAGAUCCUGGUUGCCAAUGACAAAGCUUGCAGCCUCCUGGGGUACAGCAGCCAGGACCUGAUUGGCCAGAAGCUCACACAGUUCUUUCUGAGGUCAGAUUCCGACGUGGUUGAGGCCCUCAGCGAGGAGCAUGUGGAGGCUGACGGCCACGCUGCGGUGGUGUUUGGCACAGUGGUGGACAUCGUCAGCCGCGGCGGGGAGAAGAUUCCGGUGUCUGUGUGGAUGAAGAAGGUGCGGCAGGAGCACCGCCUGUGCUGCGUGGUGGUCCUGGAGCCCGUGGAGAGGGUCUCAACCUGGGUGGCUUUCCAGAGCGACGGGACCAUCACGUCGUGCGACAGUCGCUUUGCCCAUCUUCACGGGUUCCUGUCUGGGGAGGACGUGGCCGGGCAGCGCGUCACAGACCUGAUCCCUUCUGUGCAGCUCCCUCCUUCUGGCCAGCACAUCCCAAAGAAUCUCAGGAUUCAGAGGUCUGUUGGAAGAGCCAGGGAUGGCACCACCUUCCCUCUGAGCUUAAAACUGAAAUCUGAACCCAGCAGUGAGGAGGCGACCACCGGCGAGGCGGCCCCCUUGGGGGACUACUGGGCCUCUGUCUGGGUGUUUCGCACCAUCAGCGGCCUCAUCACCCUCCUGCCGGACGGGACCAUCCACGGCAUCAACCACAGCUUCGCACUGACGCUGUUUGGUUAUGGAAAGAGUGAGCUCCUGGGCAAGAAUAUAACUUUCCUGAUUCCUGGUUUCUACGGCUACAUGGACCUUGCGUACGACAGCUCGUUACAGCUACCAGACCUGGCCAGCUGCCUGGACGCCAGCGACGAGAGCGGGUGUGGGGAGACAACCUUGGAUCCCUGGCAGGGCCAGGGCCCAGCCGAGGGCUCCCAGGACCCAAGGAUUAAUGUUGUGCUUGCUGGUGGCCACAUUCUGCCCCAAGAUGAGGCCCGGAAGCUGGUGGAAAGCGAAGACAUCUUCACUGGGACUCAGACCGAGCCGGGAGCCGGAGGCCGGCUGCCUUCCUGCCUCUCACCUCAGCCUGCUCCAGGGGUGGACAGCGUCACAGAAGGAAGCCCGCCUGCGCAUGGUGAACAGGUGCUGCCCGGGGACCAGCACGCCACCGCCUCCGGGAGAGAGGAGCCUGCGGCAGUAGAGACCCCUGGACGGGGCCUCCCGGGAGGAAGCAGGCCUGAACCAGUGGAUGCAAAGCCGUCUGCUUCAUGUGAAGAUUCUGAAGCUCCAGUCCCAGCUGAGGAUGGGGGCAGUGGCGCUGGCCUGGGUGGCUUGUGUCAGCAGUCCCAGCGGGAGCUCACAGGUGUCAGUGGGUCAGACUUUUGGGCUGGGGUCACCAUGGCCCAGUGCCAGGCCAAGGGUCAGUUGGCGGUGGGCAGCCUCCCGAUGCACUGCCCUUGCUACAGGAGUGAACAGGGCCUGCUAUGGCGAAGCCAGGACUCGGCCCGCAGCCCGUCGGGGGUGGCAGGCAUCUCCUUAGGGACACCGACUCUAGAUGAGCCGUGGCUGGGAGUGGAAAAUGACCGAGAAGAGCUGCAGACCUGCCUGAUUAAGGAGCAGCUGUCAGAGUUGAGCCUUGCAGGAGCCCUGGACGCCCCCCACACCGAGCUCGUCCCAACAGAGUGGCCGGCUUUCACCGCUCCUGUGCUGGCCUGCGAUCCGGGAGGCAGAGACCUGUCCGGCUGCACGGGCAGCUCCUCAGCCUGCUAUGCCUUGGCCACGGACCUCCCCCGGGGCCUGGAGGAAGUGGAGGCCCAGGAGGCUGAUGUGAAUUCGUUUUCCUGGAACCUGAAGGAGCUCUUUUCCAGUGACCAGACAGACCAAACAUCAUCAAAUUGUUCCUGUGCUACGUCUGAACUCGGAGGGACACCCUCUUCCUCGGCAGUGGGCUCUGAUCCAGAUGUGGGCGGUCUCCAGGAACAGGGGUCAUGUAUCCUGGAUGACAGGGAGCUGCUACUGCUGACCGGCACCUGUGUUGACCUUGGCCGGGGCCGAGGGUUCCGAGAGAGCUGCCUGGGACGUGAUCCGAUAGAGCCGUCCGAGGUUUGUCCAGUGUCCUCUGAACAUUAUGCAGCAAGCGACAGUGGAAGUCCAGGGCGCAUUCCUUCCACGUUGGACGCUGGCCCUGAGAACGCGUGCCCGUCAGCAGAGGAGCCAACGCUAGACGUCCAGGCCACCUCCACACCCGUGGCGCCUGGGGCUGCUGGCCUGCAGCGGGAGAUCCAGGAGGGUGCCUACUCGGGGAGCUGCUACCAUCGAGACGGCUUGCGUCUGAGUAUACAGUUUGAGGUGAGGCGGGUGGAGCUCCAGGGCCCGUCACCCCUGUUCUGCUGCUGGCUGGUGAAAGACCUCCUCCAUAGCCACCGCGACUCGGCCGCCAGGACCUGCCUGCUCCUUGCCAGCCUGCCCGGCUCCACCCACUCCACUGCUGCGGAGCUCACUGGACCCAGCCUGGGGGACGUGCUCAGGGCCAGACCCUGGUUUGAGGAUCCCCCCAAGGCUGUGGAACUGGAGGGGUUGGCGGCCUGCGAGGGUGAGUACUCCCAAAAGUAUAGCACCCUGAGCCCGCUGGGCAGUGGGGCCUUCGGCUUCGUGUGGACUGCUGUGGACAAGGAACAGAACAAGGAGGUGGUUGUGAAGUUUAUUAAGAAGGAGAAGGUCUUGGAGGAUUGUUGGAUUGAGGAUCCCAACCUUGGGAAAGUUCCUUUAGAGAUUGCAAUUCUGUCCAGGGUGGAGCACGCCAAUAUCAUCAAGGUGUUGGAUGUAUUUCAGAACCACGGGUUCUUCCAGCUCGUGAUGGAGAAGCAUGGCUCCGGCCUGGACCUCUUCGCCUUCAUCGACCGCCAUCCCCGGCUGGAUGAGCCCCUGGCGAGCUACAUCUUCCGACAACUAGUGUCAGCCGUGGGAUACCUGCGCCUGAAGGGCGUCAUUCACCGCGACAUCAAGGACGAGAACAUCGUGAUCGCCGAGGACUUCACCAUCAAGCUGAUAGACUUCGGCUCGGCCGCCUACUUGGAAAGGGGAAAAUUAUUCUAUACGUUUUGUGGAACCAUCGAGUACUGUGCCCCGGAAGUUCUCCUUGGGAAUCCCUACAGAGGGCCGGAGCUGGAGAUGUGGUCUCUAGGAGUCACUCUGUACACGCUGGUCUUUGAGGAGAACCCCUUCUGUGAGCUGGAGGAGACCGUGGAGGCCGCCAUACACCCACCGUACCUGGUGUCCACAGAACUCAUGAGCCUCGUGUCCGGGCUGCUGCAGCCAGUCCCUGAGAAGCGCACCACCUUGGAGAAGCUGGUGAUGGACCCGUGGGUAACACAGCCUGUGAACCUUGCUGAGUACACGUGGGAAGAGGUGUGCCGAGUAAACAAGCCAGAAAGCGGAGUUCUGUCCACUGCGAGUCUGGAGAUGGGGAGCAGGAGCCUGAGUGAAAUGGCCCAGGCUCAGGAGCUUUGCGGGGGCCCCACUCCCAGCGAGGCUCCUGAGGGCCAGAGCUGUUUGCUGACCAGCUAAACGCCAGCUUCUGGCUGCUUUUCUUCACUUGGCUCGGAAAAUCAUACGGUUUUCAGGCCCAUCUGCUUGGAGAAAGUACAUUCUCAAGCGUUCCCAGCUCACCUGCCAAAAACUCACGUGCAGGUUUGAUAAACGCCAGAACAGAAGGCAGCGAUGCUGUGUUAUUUUAGGUUCAUUACAUAGAUUUGGAAUUCACUUUCUUCAUGACCUAGAAAAAUACCCCAGUGUUCAACUGUUUUAUAUUAUUAAAGGGCUUGUAAUUUGUGAACUCCUGAAGGCAUGAGUGUUUUCUCUUUCCACUCUAUACACGCCUGUGUGUUGUUCCCUCUGACUCGGUGUAUGCUCAUCUGAGCGACGGAGAUGUGAAAUGUGUAGAACUGUUAGAUGACCAGACUGUUCCAUUAAUUUAUUUUCUCAAACACUUUUCAAAUUAAAGCAUCUUGUUAGUAAACAGUUA
Saimiri boliviensis boliviensis (Bolivian squirrel monkey) is the source of this 5512-nucleotide messenger RNA. It is a transcript of the gene PASK, whose product is annotated as PAS domain containing serine/threonine kinase. NCBI's taxonomy places the organism in Eukaryota, Metazoa, Chordata, Mammalia, Primates, Cebidae. The record is from RefSeq and is a predicted model, not a curated record. Gene Ontology annotation, cellular component: nucleus; cytosol; cytoplasm. Gene Ontology annotation, molecular function: ATP binding; protein serine/threonine kinase activity. Gene Ontology annotation, biological process: negative regulation of glycogen biosynthetic process; protein phosphorylation; intracellular signal transduction.